AUCCCUCCAUCUUGUAUGAGGCGAUUUGCAUUGGGAUCUGAUUCUUUUGUACUAUUGAAAGAAAAUUGAAGUCUCCAAGUCAAAGCCAAGGAAUCAAAACCCUCAUCUCCUUCAUCCUCUUUCAAUUUUUUAUAGCUGAUUCGUUGGCACUUCGGGACUCUCUUAAUUUUCUUACUUUUCCACUAAUUUUUAGCUCCACCCAUUUCAAUUUCUCCAUCUCUAUGGCCUCUGCACCCUCCUAAAUCCCUCAUUUUCACUUUUCCACUCCUUUUGGAAUGUGGGUUCUUGUGUUCUUCACCCAUCCUUUGAUUUUCCUUCACUUCCCAUUACGAUUGCUACUCAGCAGUUGUUGGGAUCCGACCCCUGAAUUCGGCAAGUGAUUUUGUUCUUACCCUUUUGUGCGAUUUCUGAGUUUCGUUAACUCUUGCUCUGUUUUCUGCUUGAUUCCUUUAUUUUGAUUUCCCAAAUUGGGGUUGAAAUCUGUUAACUAGUUCAAGUACUUUGUUUACUGGCUUUUUCCCACGGAGAUUUUGGGCUGUUUGGUGGGUUUUGAAGCAAUGCACGUAACCUGUUUGAUAAUAUGCCUGUUCUUGUUGGUCAAUGUUUUGGGGCAGUCUGAUUUUGCUGCACUCUUGGAGCUCAAGAAGGGCAUUGUUCAAGACCCUUCUGGGCUACUUGAUUCAUGGGACUCAAGCUCUUUGGGUUCUAAUGGCUGCCCCAGUAAUUGGUUUGGGAUUGUUUGUGCUGAUGGCCGUGUCAUAUCUCUUGCUUUUGAUAAUGCUGGUCUAGUUGGUGACUUUAGCUUUGCAGCCAUUACAGGCCUUUCUUUGCUUCGUAAUUUAUCACUUUCUAACAAUCAGUUUACUGGGAGUAUUGUGAAAGUUGGUAUGUUCAAGUCCCUUGAAUUCUUGGAUCUAUCCCAAAAUCGGUUUCGUGGUUCUGUACCUGAUUUGUUGAUUGGUUUAGUUAAUUUGGUGUCUCUGAAUCUUUCUUCAAACCAAUUUGAUGGGGCUUUCCCUACUGGUUUUAGUAAACUUGAGGAGUUGAAGUAUGUAGACGUGCACGGUAAUGGCUUUUCGGGGGAUAUCACUCGCCUUUUGUCACGAAUGGGCAGCGUUGAGUAUGUUGACUUGAGUAGCAAUCGGUUUACUGGUUCAAUGGAUGCCGGAGUUGGGAAUCCGUCGUUCAUUUCGUCGAUUCGGUAUCUUAAUAUUAGCCAUAACCUGUUGAAUGGAGUGCUUUUUCCUCAUGAUGGGAUGCCUUAUUUUGAUAGCUUAGAGGUUUUUGAUGCUAGUAACAAUGAGUUUGUUGGCACCAUACCUGCCUUCAACUUCGUGGUCUCUCUACAAACACUUCGACUUGGACGAAACAAGUUAUCCGGGUCACUUCCAGAAGCUCUCUUACGAGAGAGUUCGAUGCUCUUGACCGAACUCGAUCUUAGCCUUAACCAACUUCAAGGUCCGGUUGGGAGUAUUACAUCGACAACUCUGAAGAAGCUUAAUAUAUCUUCAAACAAAUUGACGGGUUCCUUGCCCGCCACUGUUGGCUCUUGUGCGGUUAUAGAUCUUAGUAAUAAUAUGCUGUCAGGCAAUCUAUCUUGGAUUCAAAGUUGGGGAAACCAUGUGGAAGUUAUUCAGUUAAGUUCGAAUUCGUUGACAGGAACAUUAUCAGAUAAAUCUUCUCAAUUCUUAAGGCUUACUUUGUUGAAUGUCUCCAAUAACUCAUUGGAGGGUGUUCUUCCAGCUGUGUUGGGUACUUAUCCCGAACUCGAGGUCAUUGAUUUAAGCUAUAACCGGCUUAACGGUCCCGUCCCUUCUACCCUUUUUCACUCGGUGAAGUUGACUGAUCUUAAUCUCUCUGGCAACAAUUUUACUGGCCCUAUGCCACUCUAUGAGAGUAUAAAUUCUACUUCAAGUUCAAGUCUGAAAUCUCUUGAUCUGUCACGUAACUCGUUGACCGGUCACUUACCGUCGGAGUUGAGUACGUUCCACAGCUUGGUGUAUCUCAAUCUGUCCAGAAAUUAUUUUGACGGGAUCAUCCCGGGAAACCUUCCGAAUAGUUUGAAUGGCUUUGAUGUGUCGUUUAAUAACCUUUCUGGUGAAGUUCCUGAGAACUUGAUGAGGUUUUCUGAUUCAGCAUUUCAUCCAGGAAACUCCUUGCUAACUUUUCCUUCUUCCCCAUCAAAUUCAAGAGACUUCCCUGGUUUACCGUCGACAAUGUAUCAGUCUCGUAUAAAAACGAUCCUUAGAAUUGUUCUCAUUGCAGGUUUGAUCCUAGUUGCUGCAUUGGUAGUUCUUUUUUGUAUUAUACUGUAUUACAGGGCUCAAAGGCUCGACCAUAGCACAUCGACCAACGAUGGAAAAAAAGAUGCCUUGGAAGAAGCUUCUUCUGUUAUUCGUCAAUCUGAGACGAACAAGAAGAAGACUACAUCAACGCCUCCAUCUGGUUUUCGUCAAGAUCUUCUCCCACGAUCCCACCGAGGGGACGAUCAUGUCGGUAGCAACGUGUGGUCAGUUUCAGACAAGGCUAAAAAUGUUGGUUAUCAUGAAUCAUUAGGAAAAGGAGAAGGGAUAUCCUCACCCAUGUCUCUCAUGUCAUCUUCAAAUCCAUCACCUACAAAGAGCCAGCUACAUCUCGAUACUCCCCAGGCACUAAACGUUCGCUCUCCCGAUAAAUUGGCGGGGGAUCUACAUCUUUUUGAUGGCUCCUUAACAUUCACAGCCGAAGAACUUUCACGUGCUCCAGGGGAAAUUGUGGGGAAAAGUUGCCACGGGACGUUGUACAAGGCGACGCUCGACUCUGGACAUGUAUUGGCUGUCAAAUGGCUGAGGGAGGGAAUGGCAAAAGGAAAAAAGGAAUUUGCAAGAGAAGUGAAGAAACUUGGAAGCAUCAAACACCCAAAUUUAGUCUCCAUAAAUGGAUACUAUUGGGGUCCAAGGGAUCAUGAGAAGCUUCUUAUAUCAACCUUCAUAAAUGCACAGUCUUUGGCUUUCUAUCUUCAAGAGAUGGAGAGAGGAGGAGUCUUACCGUUAUCUCUACCGACCCGUCUUAAAGUCGCUUCAAACAUAGCUCAAUGUUUAAACUACUUACACAACGAGAAGGCUAUCCCGCACGGCAACUUGAAAUCCUCGAACGUUUUGUUAGAAGUUCGGACUAUGAACGCACGGCUCACAGAUUACAGUCUACACCGUAUAUUAACCCCGGCUGGCACGGCGGAGCAAGUUCUUAAUGCAGGUGCUUUAGGCUAUCGGCCGCCCGAAUUUGCUAGCUCGAGCAAGCCAUGUCCAUCACUCAACAGUGAUGUCUAUGCAUAUGGAGUCAUUCUGUUGGAGCUGAUAACUGGAAGAAGUUCAGGGGAAAUAGUUUGUGGGAUCCCAGGAGUUGUUGAUCUAACAGACUGGGUGAGGUACUUAGCUCGAGAAAACCGGUUCGACGAGUGCAUCGACAGGACGGUUCUGGACCUCGACGGUGAGGAAACGGUACCCAAACAGCUUGAAGAUAUGCUUCAAAUGGCUCUAAGAUGCACUCUACCAGCAGCUGAGAGGCCUGACAUGAAAACUGUGUAUGAAGAACUUUCAGUGACUGUGCAGUAGAAGGAAAAUCCAUGGUACAGAUGAUCUAACUCAAGUUUUUAUUGCUAACACCAUUGUUUUUUGUUAUCAAUAAGCAGUUGUUUCCUCAAAUUUGCGCCAUUUUUCGAGUCGAUCGGCCGUGUAAUUUGUUCUUUAAACCGAACUUAAUUGGAAGUACAUAGUCCAUAGUUCAUUCAUCCUUA
Molecule: messenger RNA, 3775 nt
Organism: Cucurbita pepo subsp. pepo (vegetable marrow)
Lineage: Eukaryota; Viridiplantae; Streptophyta; Magnoliopsida; Cucurbitales; Cucurbitaceae
Product: putative inactive receptor kinase At5g10020
Biological process (GO): protein phosphorylation
Molecular function (GO): protein binding; protein kinase activity; ATP binding
Source: RefSeq, a predicted model, not a curated record